Messenger RNA from Spea bombifrons (plains spadefoot toad), 1758 nucleotides. It is a transcript of the gene CSDC2, whose product is annotated as cold shock domain containing C2. Gene Ontology annotation, biological process: regulation of mRNA stability. Gene Ontology annotation, molecular function: mRNA 3'-UTR binding. The transcript is spliced from 4 exons. The record is from RefSeq and is a predicted model, not a curated record. The coding region runs from base 137 to 592 and encodes 151 amino acids. NCBI's taxonomy places the organism in Eukaryota, Metazoa, Chordata, Amphibia, Anura, Pelobatidae. Gene Ontology annotation, cellular component: cytoplasm.
AAACGCUUCUUCCAGAGAUAGCAUUUUAUGCGCACGCGCUGAACCUGGAGCGCGACCCUGGUCCCUCAAGUAUGCUUUACGCAUGAGCGAAAGGUGGUAGAAGAGUAGUUCCUCCUUGAUCCUGUUAAGCGCAAAUAUGUCAUCAGACCCCACUACACCCACCCAACCGCUCCAUUCUCCAAAAUCUCCAGGUGCUCUUUCCUACCCGUUCCACCGCGAAGGGAGUAAGCUCUGGGAAAGAAGUCAUGCUCUUUUAGGGGAACUGCCUAGCCCACUACCAACCAAGAGAACACGAACAUACUCGGCCACUGCACGGGCCUCAGCAGGACCUGUAUAUAAAGGGGUUUGCAAACAGUUUUCCCGUUCCCAGGGUCAUGGCUUCAUCACUCCCGAGAAUGGGACUGAAGAUAUAUUUGUGCACAUAUCAGACAUUGAAGGGGAGUAUGUGCCAGUUGAAGGUGAUGAGGUAACAUACAAGAUGUGCCCAAUCCCACCGAAGAACCAGAAAUUUCAGGCUGUGGAGGUCGUUCUUACCCAUCUAUCCCCUCACACAAAGCAUGAGACAUGGUCGGGGCAAAUCAUCAGCUCUUAGACCGAAACAGUACUUUUCAUAGGUGAUGGGGACCAAGAGAUAUAUAUAACUGCCAUGUUGACGGCUACGGCUACUAAAGUGACACCAGAUCUUCUAGAGAGUUUGAGCCAGGUUCAUACUGAUUUGUUUCUCAAAGUUUCAUGGGUUUAUUUAGUCCUAUAGAGUAAAGAUGAUGAGGAACAGACUGGCUCAAUCUGUCCCAAAGAUCUGAGCUUCUCACUAGCCUGGCCACCUGUCUUGGUGUUGCUGUAACAAGGCUGGAUUUAACCUCUGCACUGUGGGCCCAGAUUUUAAGAUCUGAAACUGAAAAGUUUAGUGCUUCGUUCAUGAAUGAGAAGUUCUAAAGCUGCUCUCCACAUUUCCCAUUGCAAUAUGUCUUGUGCUCUCACUUUGGUAUAUUCUUUAUCAGAGCUGCCUAGGGUUAACCUGAGCCACAGUGGCCUCCUUUUUGUUUUUUUUGAGUGGUCCAUCUGUUUGAUCCACCAUUAGAUUCCUUAAAUCCAGAAAUAGCUGGACAAGACGCAUUGUACUUAAGUAUUCAUAACUGCUUGUAUAUAUUUAAUUCUUAGCUUCACUAAGUCAGUCCUCAGUAACUCACAGAAACAUGCAUAUUCCAAUAGCCUAAAAGCAUCUGUCAAAGUUAUAACGAUAAUGACUGAUUCACAUGUGUGCUUAUGGUGAAAAUCUCGGGGUUCCAGUCUGUUGUCUGUUUAGGGAGUUUGAAGAGGGGAUUUUUUUUUCGUGUGCCUUAAGUAAUUUGUGAUAUGUUAAUCAUGUUUGUCAAGUUUUUGGUUUUCUUUUUAAUGCUUUUGUUUUGUUCUGAUUUGUGCAUAUUGAAGAAUUUGUUGUGUACACCUGCAGCGUGAUCCAAUACAUUACUUGAUGUCAGUAAAAUAGCAAUGGCAAGUCACUUAAAAUUGGUUGAGAAUGACUGAGAAUAGAAGACCUAGUAAGCACAACCGUAUUGAGAGUUUGAGUCUGGGGAGAAUAAUUGAUUACAUAUUAAUACUAUUUUGACCUAAAUGUACAUUACCUAAGACACACACAUAUGGUAUUUGCUGUUGUAGGUUAGAAAAAUACUUUAAUGUCUUUCUUGCAAUUCUGUUCCUGAUGAGAAAUGCUAAUUUCACACAGAUAACCUUAUAAAUGUGCAUUCUGGGCUUCAA